AUGUCCGGCGAAGAGUUGGCCGUGGCAUGGGAUUCCGCAGUGAGCGGAGGCGACCCACCGAACGGAGACGUGUCCAGCGAUCUCCAGGCGUGGCAGCAGAGCGCUUCUCGCGUGCCUCGGGCACAGCUGAAGGAGGCUCUUGAGUCCGCAGAGGCUCCUGCAUGUCCGCUGCUCGGCGGAGGAAGGGCCUUCGACGCCGAGCUCCGGCGCUGGCAGCCGUCUUUGGCCCAGGCCGAUGACCUGGGUGGAGAGUCAGAGGCCGGAGUCCCUGCACCGGGGACUGUGGACCCGUGGUGCCUGCGGGGCGAGGAGGCGGUCCAAGAGAUACUUGUACUUCGACAUGAGCUGCAUGCCGCUCGAGGAGAGGUCCGCCGGCUCUGGGCACAGCUGGCCGCCCGCGACGGCCGCGUCGCACGCCUCGAAGCCGCGCUCGCGCGAAGCGCGCAGUGCCCCGUCUGCGGAACCCGGCCGAUCGACUCGGGCGGGUGA
Symbiodinium sp. CCMP2592 is the source of this 489-nucleotide messenger RNA. NCBI's taxonomy places the organism in Eukaryota, Dinophyceae, Suessiales, Symbiodiniaceae. The record is from the annotation of a GenBank genome assembly.